Molecule: messenger RNA, 2226 nt
Organism: Pyricularia pennisetigena
Lineage: Eukaryota; Fungi; Ascomycota; Sordariomycetes; Magnaporthales; Pyriculariaceae
Exons: 2
Coding region: 1-2226 (741 amino acids)
Source: RefSeq, a predicted model, not a curated record
AUGGAGAGGUUACCAGUAUUCCUCCGGUCCAAGUCGAACUCCAUGUCAUCAGUGACCUCGACCAGCUCCUUCUCAAGUACACACAAGGGCGAGUGGUUACCGGCACCGGCACAAUCGCGGCAAAAGGUGCGGUUAAGGACCCUCCUUGGUCAUUGUUUGUACAGGAGAGUUAUACUAUGGACGCUGGCUGUCAUAUCAUUCGGCUUCUGGAUCUUUUUUACCAAGAAGGGCGGUUCGUUAGACCUGGCCCAGUUCAAAACAGAUGCUUCUGAGGGAACAAAAGAGCAAAGCAGCGGGGACAAAGAAGAGAGAGAGCCGUUACACUGGCUCAAGUACAAACACCUUGAUGGAUACUACCGUGGCCUGAGGACAUUGGUCCCAAUGUCAGAACACAAACCUGAGUUCCCAUUCGUGCCUGGCCGUCAACCGGCAACCACUACGGUGACGUCUGCCCAUAUGCCGACGCCCACCGUCUUUGUACCGCAGCCGGACUACGAGUCCAAAGAGUACAAGGCAACGUACCACCCGGUGCAGACGUGCUAUAUCGACGAACAAAAACAGGUGCCCGCCCCGGAUUUGUACGCAUACAACGGUGUACCGCAGGGGAUGCCGGACCCGGCAAUCGGAUCGCACUCCCUGCUCGGCAUACGCGACGAUGUUUGCUUCGAUAGGUUCUCGCGUUACGGGCCGUAUGGGCUUGGCUACUCCGAGGAGGAGGGCGGUUUGGGGGAGGGAACCGACACCGAGAGUGAUGGCUCCGAGACGGUCUGGUCCAAGACUGGCAAGAUCGACUACCGCAAUGUGGACUGGGGUCGGGCGCAGGAACAGUGUGUCACGGACAACCGGAAGCGGUUCGACGUCAACGCCGGGCGCGAGCGCAAGAAGGUCGACCGCAUCGCCGUCGUGGUUCGCACCUAUGUAGGAUUCGAGUGGACAAAGCACGCCAUCAUCAACUUCCGGGCCAUGGUCUCGGAGCUCUCGCUGCGGUCGGGCGGCGAGUACACGGUGCAUUUCCUUCUCCACGUCAAAGAUAACAGCCUUCCCAUCUGGGCCGACGCCGAGACCCGGCAGCAGGUGCUGGAUGAGAGUAUGCCGCGCGAGUUCCACUCCAUGUGCACGCUCUGGUCAGAGGCACAAAUGGAGCUGCUGUACUCGGGCGGUUGGGGCGAGGCUGUCGAAAACCAAUCCGGGCAGUCGAUACACGGUGUUUACCGGUCGGCACACUUCCCACUGCAGCACUUUGCCAUGACGCACCCCGAGUAUGAGUACAUCUGGAACUGGGAGCUGGACAUGCGCUACCUCGGCAACUACUACGAGCUGUUCGAUCGCCUAGGCAGCUGGGCCCGGGACCAAACACGUAACCACCUGUGGGAACGGUCGGCCAAGUACUAUAUUCCCGCCGUGCACGGCGACUGGGCCAACUUCACCGAGCUGGUAGUCCAGACGACGCGAGACGCCGGCAAGAGGCCAAUCAUGGGUCCUGUCUACUUCCCCGGUCGGACCCAGAUCAGAGCCGAGGAGCGUUCUGAGACCUUCAUGCCGGCGUCUUGUUUCACCUCUCCGGGCGACGGGUCCCCGGGAGUGGCGGCUGACGACAGCGUCAGGUGCGGCGUGGGCGAGGAGGCCGACCUCAUCACACUUAACCCCCUCUUCGACGCCGAGGCGAGCGGAUGGGUGUUCGCCUCAGAUGUGACCGGGUGGGACCUGACUCUGCCGACGCCGCCGCGGCGUUGCGCCAUCGUGACAGCAAGUCGGCUGUCGAGACGGCUGCUCGAGGUGAUGCACGAGGAGACGUGGCGCUACCACCACAGCAUGUUCAGCGAGAUGUUCCCGGCGGCCAUGGCGCUGCACCACGGACUCAAGGCGGCCUAUGCGCCGCACCCCGUACUGUUGGACCGCGGGUGGGAGAUGGAGGCCGUCGACAAGCACUUCAACGGCGGUUACGACCACUCAACGAGCGGUCACGGCAGCCCGUUUGACUUCCAGAACGAGCACAACCACAAGGGCACCAGCUGGUACUACAACAGCGAAUUCGCGGGCCUGCUGUGGAGGCGCUGGCUUGGCUACGCCCAGAUGGACGGCCGCGGCGAGGACGGCGGGCGUGCGGGCGAGGGGACUCUGAGGGGCGGCAAAAACGAGGAGGAGAGCCCGUGGUCUACGGGAAGAUUGUGCUUGAGGAGCAUGCUGGUGCACCCCAUCAAGUGGGAGAAGCCAAAUGAUGGAUAA